AAGAAAAUGAUGCAGAUUGGAAGCAGACAGCAGCCUGCAUCAACAAAGCAAUGAUAAUCAUAGCUAUUCCCAUCUGUAUUUUGGGAUUAUUUGGGAAUGCAAUGGUCAUUUCAUUUAUUUCCUGGCAGAUCACGAAGACGAGGUUCACUCUGUACAUCAUGAAUACGACUGCUGCUGAUUUUAUUGUUCUGCUCUAUCAGUAUAUUUAUUUCAUGUUAUUUUUAGUACCAAACCCUGUCAGUUCAUCCAUUUCACGUUUUUUAGAGCUGAUGUAUUUGCUUGGAUGCAAAAGCAGUUUCUAUAUUUUAACAGCUAUGUGUGUCGAAAGAUAUUCAUUAGUCUAUUUCCCCAUCUGGUAUCAACAUCACCGACUAAAGAAUCUGUCAAUUUUUUGUGUCAUGUUGUGGGUCAUCUCUGGCCUGGUAGCACUUGUGGAAUAUGAUGCGUGCCAACCACGAUUCUAUGCAAACCUGAAUGAAGAUUCUUUGUCCUGUAAAAUUUCAGUUACAACUCAACUGAUCAUUGAGUACCUGAUUUUUCUCCCUGUCAUGAUCUUUUGCACCUUGGCCAUUGUUUCCAGAGCACAACAAGCACAACAAACACCCCCUGCAGCACUUGACUUCACCAUCGGAGUUACAGUUUUACUGUUUGUGACUUUUUACUCAUCCAUUAGGUUUCUCCAUUUCCUGGAAUACUGGUUUGAUACAAUAUACAUACCCAUCUUUACAAUUUCUGUGUUAUUUGAUUCCAUAAGUAGCAGUAUCAACCCUUAUAUAUAUUUUCUCAUUGGGGGUUAUAUCAGAAAAUGCGGUGACCCCCUUGAGAUUUUGCUUGGCAGCGCUUUAUGCUAUGAAGAAGAGAUGCUAGAAAGGACACAAGCAGACCAAUAG
This is a messenger RNA of Varanus komodoensis (Komodo dragon), 890 nucleotides long. Its product is annotated as proto-oncogene Mas-like. Gene Ontology annotation, biological process: G protein-coupled receptor signaling pathway. Lineage: Eukaryota; Metazoa; Chordata; Lepidosauria; Squamata; Varanidae. Gene Ontology annotation, molecular function: G protein-coupled receptor activity. The record is from RefSeq and is a predicted model, not a curated record. Bases 51 to 890 code for a protein of 279 amino acids. Gene Ontology annotation, cellular component: membrane. The transcript has a single exon.